AUGUCUUUCAGACCAGCAAUCGCCUCUCUCUCACUCGGACGAGCAUGGGUUCAUGAACUUCCCCCAAAAUUCCAAGCAGCCGCCUCUGUUGGCUUGCCAGCAAUCGAGAUCUUCUACGAAGACCUUCAGUACCUAGCUUCUACCUUCCCUGGCGGUUCUGCUCUUCCAUCAAACCAACUACUCGCCGCACGACACAUUCGAGGUCUUGCAGACUCACUCUCUCUUGAAAUCAUCGCCCUAGGACCUUUUUCUGACUGUGAAGGUUUACUUUCUACCGCCGAGAAAGAGAAGAAACAUGCCGAACUUAAGAUCUGGUUUGAGAUGGCUAGAAUUCUGGGAACAGACAUCAUUCAAAUACCAAGUACAUUCAAGACCAAGGGAUUCACUGGUGAUUUGGAUGUCAUUGUGAAGGAUUUACAACAAAUUGCCGAUAUGGGCGCCAAAGAGAACCCACCGGUUCGAUUCGCGUAUGAGAAUCUCUGUUUCGGAACAUUCAAUGACACAUGGGAAAAGGCAUGGGCCGUCAUUAAAGGCGUUGACCGUCCCAACUUUGGAUUCUGCAUGGACACCUUCAACAUCGCCGGUCGCGGGUGGGCAGAUCCCGCCAGAGAAGACGGGAAAAUCGAAAAUGCCGAUGCAAUCUUCAGACAGAGCUUGAAGAACAUGGUCAAGGAGGUUGCCGUCAACAAGAUCUUCUACGUCCAAGUCGUCGACGCCGAAAGAAUGAAAUCGCCACUAGUAAAAGGCCACCCCUUCCAUACUGACGGAAUGAAACCUCGGAUGAGCUGGAGUCGUAACGCGCGUUUGUUUAUGUGCGAGUAUGACCGCGGUGCCUACCUGCCCGUCCUUGACGUCCUCAAGGCGAUCUGUGACGAGAAAGAGGGGCUGGGAUAUAAGGGGUGGAUGUCUUUCGAAUUCUUCAACCGAAGUUUGACGGAUGAUUCAAAUGACGUGCCUAUGGAACAUGCAAGACGUGCCGUUGAAUCGUGGCAGAAAGUGUGCUCUAUGAUGGGCUGGGAGGAUGUGGUUGAGGAGAUUGUUCCGCGGAAUGUGGUUGUCAGAUCGCCUGCUCCGAGGUUGAUGGAGUCGGCGGAAAUUUCUGCAAGAUUGUAA
Molecule: messenger RNA, 1113 nt
Organism: Glarea lozoyensis ATCC 20868
Lineage: Eukaryota; Fungi; Ascomycota; Leotiomycetes; Helotiales; Helotiaceae
Product: Xylose isomerase-like protein
Exons: 2
Coding region: 1-1113 (370 amino acids)
Source: RefSeq, a predicted model, not a curated record